Molecule: messenger RNA, 846 nt
Organism: Tachysurus vachellii
Lineage: Eukaryota; Metazoa; Chordata; Actinopteri; Siluriformes; Bagridae
Gene: prorsd1
Product: prolyl-tRNA synthetase domain containing 1
Exons: 2
Coding region: 109-618 (169 amino acids)
Molecular function (GO): aminoacyl-tRNA deacylase activity
Source: RefSeq, a predicted model, not a curated record
UGACGCGCGAUUUCAGGAAGCUGACACGUGAUUGGUGUCAAAAUAGAAACUGUUCACUUUCGUUUAUUAAGUCAGUUUAUUUCGUGCGACACAAAAAAAAACAUCCCAAUGGAAUCUGGACUAAGAGCCGAAUUAGAAAAGCUCCUAAAAAGUCUGAAUAUUGACUUUAUUUCUGUGGAUCAUCCGGAGGUUUUCACUGUGGAGGAAAUGAUGCCUCAUGUACAGCACCUGAACGGGGCCGUGACCAAAAACCUCUUCCUAAAGGACAAGAAGAAGAAAGGUCUGUGGCUCGUCUCAGUGCGUCAUGACCGCCAGGUCAACCUGAACGAUCUGGCUAAGAAGCUGGGCGUGGGCAGCGGGAACCUGCGCUUUGCGGAUGAGGCAGCCAUGUUGGAGAAGCUCAAGGUGGGUCAGGGGUGCGCCACUGCUCUCGCGCUCUUCUGCGACAAGGACCAGACCGUCAGGUUCGUCCUGGACAGCGAUUUAGCAAACGGAGGCCACGAGAGAGUUUACUUUCACCCAAUGACCAACGCUGCGACCUUAGGACUGAAACCAGACGAUCUGAUGAGGUUCUUGAAGGAGACGGGGCACGAACCCAUAAUGCACAGCUUCGAUUAGAUCAGCUUUAUAACGUAACGCUUCAUAACCUUGUAGGUCAAUGACAGGAAACGUGUCCAGGAUGUUUUUAUUGUACAAACAACAGUUCAUCAGUGAGACAGCAAUAAAAACACAUCACUUUGAAACUCUUCACCAUUAUAUCCUCACCAGGGGGCAAAGAUUUAAAGGAAAGGUGUAUUAUUAUUAUUAUUAUGAAAAAGGGCAAUAAUAAAAUCUUUGUAUUUCUUA